AUGGCUGAUCUUGCUGCACUAAAGAGAGCUCGAGGGGGACACAGAGGAGUAGCUACACGCAGACUGAAGGAAGUGAAGGAUAUUUUUGCAGCUACAGAUGCCCCAGACUUGUUAAAGCUUGAUAUACUGAAGCGUGGAUUGGAAGAGACUCUUGAUUAUCUCAGAAAGUUUGAUAAUCAGAUUGCUGCCAUCCUUGAUCCAGGGGAUGUGACGAAGGAUAUUGAAGAUGCAGAGGAAGUGAUUGAAAGAAAACCUAAUGUACUCAACACAGAUGUCACUACAAUAAAGCUAGAUAUUAAAGAUCUUGAUAUUGUCAUUGAAGAGCUAACAAUACUCAAUCAAUUGGAUUGUACUAAAUGGAUUCAGUUUGGACUUCAUUUAGGAUUAUAUGAUCCUAGACUAAAGGCUAUAGACACUGACUAUAGAGGAAAAACAGUGGAGUGUUUCCGUGAGUGUAUGUCUGCCUGGUUAAGAGGAGAAGAUAAAGUGAGAGAGAAAGGAGGCCCCAGUUGGUCAUCAUUAGCUACAGCAUUGGAUACAAUAGAAGAGAAAUCUAUUGCUAGUUACAUUAGAAAUAAAUAUUCUACAUCAAACCAGUUGAUUGCCUAGUUCUUUUGUUUUU
Messenger RNA from Amphimedon queenslandica, 622 nucleotides. RefSeq lists its product as uncharacterized. The transcript has 3 exons. The record is from RefSeq and is a predicted model, not a curated record. Lineage: Eukaryota; Metazoa; Porifera; Demospongiae; Haplosclerida; Niphatidae. Bases 1 to 609 code for a protein of 202 amino acids.